This is a messenger RNA of Carica papaya (papaya), 2395 nucleotides long. The record is from RefSeq and is a predicted model, not a curated record. NCBI's taxonomy places the organism in Eukaryota, Viridiplantae, Streptophyta, Magnoliopsida, Brassicales, Caricaceae.
UCUGCUGUUUCACUUACAUGCAAUCACGUAUUCUGCAAUGCGUGCAUCAUGAAAUCCAUGAAACUUGGUUCUAAUUGUCCGGUUUGUAAAGUCCCAUAUCAUCGAAGAGAGCUUCGUGCUGCUCCUCACAUGGACAGCUUGGUGAGCAUUUACAAAAGCAUGGAAGCUGCUUCAGGAGUAAAUAUAUUUCUCACUCAAACUGCAGCUACAAAUAAACCAAAUGAAGAAAAUUCUGUUAAAGGUGAUCUUGAUCGACCUGGAAAAAUAAUUGGUGGCACAUGUCAAGAUACUGAAAGUGAGUCAGCUCUUAUGAGGAUCAACUUUCGGAUAUACACGGCAAAUAUCUUCUUCAGUGAUCUGAAGGAUAGUGAGGAUGAAAGCCCUCUAAAAGUGAAAGUACAUGGCAAAUCCAACACUAUGGAUCUUUUUGAUAGUGAGAUGUUUGAGUGGACACAAAGAGCCUGUUCCCCCGAGCUUAUUUCAAGUCCUGUAAAGAUUAAGGUUCCUGAUACCAAUGAAGUUCUUGAGGACAGCAAAUCAGAAGGUGCAAUGAAUGAAGGACCACUUAUGGAAGGUCUAGAAAGUAUUAAUCUUACACAGGAACUUGGAGCUUCUGAUAGGGGAGUAAAUAUAUUAUCUAUUCAGGCUAAAAUUACCAGUAGUCAAAUGAAGAGUGGUAACUUCAGCAGUAGAUCUAUAAAGGCGAGGAAAAAUAUCAAAAGGAAGUCUGCUAAAAAAAGUAAAGGUCAAGCUUCUAGCAGUCUUGUUGAUCCCAAAAAGAAACCUGAAAAUUUUAUUUCAAAAGGAGCUGAAGGAAGUGUUAAUCCUGUAAAUUUGGAGAUAACGGGGAAUGAAAAGGCUGGUAACAAUAUCUAUGAGUCUGAUUCACCUCGGAAGGCUCCUUUUGCUUCUCACAGAGCUGAAUUGCUAGACAAGGGUGAAAUAGAUAUGGUCAAUCAGUUAAAUACUACAAUGUUUAAGGAACCAGAUGCAGUUGAAGAUACUAACAUGAAAAAUAGUGGAGAAAGCAGUAAGAAUGAUAUGCUGCAUGGAGAUGCUUGUUCUCAGAGGUCAAAGGAACGAAAAGUGCAUUCUGUUAAAACUAACAUCACUGGAGAAGAUUCAGAAUUUCGAAAACAGACAAACAAAAGAUCGCUCCCUCAGAAAACCUUUUCAUCUGAUCCAUCAACUGAUGGCAAGAACAUCUAUGAUUUGAAGGAAAAACAUAGCAAACAAGCCAGGGAAUUUGACUCUACUUUUACUUCAAAAUGCAAUAAAGAACUGAGAUCUAAGAAAAAGAUGAAAGUUUCAUUCGAUGAUGUAUCAAGAGUUGGCUUGGUUAAUGAAUGUCACGGUCAUAAGAACAUUUUGUUGAAGGAAAUUCAGUUGCUUGAAAAAGUUUCAUGUAGUUCUGCUCCUCAAGUUCUGAAUGGCUCGUCAAUAGUAAAAAACCUUCCUCUGACAAAUGAGGUGGCUUUGCGCAAAUGUGCAAUCCUAGCCAAUAAAAUUCAAUGUGCCUUUUGCCUUUCUUCAGAAGACUCGGAGGUUUCAGGAGAGAUGUUUCACUACUACAAUGGCAGGCCUGUCUCUGCAGAUUAUGAAGGAGGAUCCAAGAUUAUACAUUCACACAAAAACUGCACUGAAUGGGCUCCUAAUGUUUACUUUGAAAAUGAUACUGCAAUUAACCUGGAAGCUGAGUUAUCUAGAAGUCGAAGAAUUAAAUGCUGCUGUUGCGGACUGAAAGGUGCAGCUCUAGGGUGCUAUGAAAGGAGUUGUCGGAAGAUAGCGGCAAGAGAUCAAUAUUUAAGUCAAAAUGGGAUUGAAAAUAGAGGAAAACUGAGACUCCUUAAUAAGGGACCGAAGCCUUUUGACGGGCUCAAGUUUUUUUUCAUGGGAGAUUUUGUGCCUUCCUACAAGGGAUAUCUACAAGAUCUUGUUGCUGCUGCUGGAGGUACAGUCCUGCAUAGAAAGCCCAUUUCAGGCGAUCAGGAACCCUUGUUAUCCGAAUCAUAUAGAUAUUCAACCUUGAUAGUUUACAGCCUUGAACUGCCUGAUAAGCAUGAUCCUGGAAAGCAGAAUUUAAUUUUGAGCCGUAGGGAAUCAGAUGCAUAUGCACUUGCGAGCUCAAUUCAAGCCAAAGCUGUGAGCAAUUCAUGGGUACUGAAUUCAAUUGCUGCAUGCAAAAUGCAAAAUCUUCCUGCAUAAUGAUGUGACGAUUAUCCACCCUGCGUUUCCUCAAUUUGAGUUCUAUAAAUAUAUUUAUGAUGUCUAGCAAUAGUGGGCUGACCGUGCAUGAAGAUGGUCUGAAUCAACUUCAAACUAGUUUGGGAAAAAUGAACUUUCAUAUUCCUCUGUACCUCGACUUUGAUAUAUAAUGAUAAAGAGUGAAGCAAGU